UAGAAUCAUGUUCGGAAUCAAUUGGGGAUCUACCAUGCUUGGAGACUUUAGAUUUGAAGUAUACUAAUAUAACCACUUUGCCGGGUUCCAUUUGGAAGGCAAAGAACCUUCGACAUCUCUUUAUGAACGAGGUGUCAAUUGCGAAGCCAUCAUCAAAAGAGUCUUCACCAACAAACCUUCAGACCUUAAUGGGGCUCCUGCUUGGUGCUAAGGACCCUUAUGAAUACGGCUUAGACUGGUUCACCAGCCUUCGGAAAUUGGGAGUAUCAUGCCAUCCAAAAUCAGCAGAGGAAACAGCCAAGUGCAUAUCAGGACUUGACAAACUCCAAACCUUGAGAUUGAGAUCAAAAGAUCGAUUUGGUCAACCUUUAGACCUCGAGUUGAGUCCUUUGAAGGACCAUCAGUCUCUUUCGAACUUAUAUUUGUUUGGAGUGAUAAAGGAUGGGAUUAAAUACCUUCCCCUGAAUCUCAAAGUCCUAACAUUGUCAAUGUCAAAACUCACAGAAGAUCCAAUGCCGGUGAUAGGGAAGCUGCUGCCUCAACUGAACGUCCUCAAGAUUCUUGCUUUCUCUUAUCUAGGGUCGGAAAUGAGAUGUGUUUCAGGGAACUUCCCUAAACUCCGCGUCUUGAAAUUGUGGAUGCUAGAAAACCUAGUUCAGUGGACAUUGGAGGGAGGUGCCAUGCCCCAACUUGUGGAGUUAGAAAUUAGAGGCUGCAAAAAAUUGACAAAGUUGGAAGGAUUAGAGCAGCUGCCUGCCCUGAAGGAAUUACUUCUAACAAACAUGUCGCCGGAUUUUGUUGUAGAUGUUAAAAAAAGGUUGGGAAGAGACAUAUUACUCACCAAUGAGUGGGAGCCUUCGUCCCUCACAUGAUUAAUGCUCGUGGAUGCUGGAGACUGGAAUAAAAUGCAGUUUUAAUUUGGAGUCAAGACUGUCAAAGACUUCAAAGAGUUGAUGUGCUGCAAAAAAAAAAAUGCAGCUUGUUGUGUCUCUGUUGUUCACAACACCGUUCUUUUUAUGUAAAAUACAUUGCAACUCUAUUUUUAACAUGUG
Molecule: messenger RNA, 1052 nt
Organism: Camellia sinensis
Lineage: Eukaryota; Viridiplantae; Streptophyta; Magnoliopsida; Ericales; Theaceae
Source: RefSeq, a predicted model, not a curated record